Messenger RNA from Raphanus sativus (radish), 797 nucleotides. RefSeq lists its product as uncharacterized. The transcript has a single exon. NCBI's taxonomy places the organism in Eukaryota, Viridiplantae, Streptophyta, Magnoliopsida, Brassicales, Brassicaceae. The record is from RefSeq and is a predicted model, not a curated record. Bases 83 to 592 code for a protein of 169 amino acids.
AAAAAAAUCUCCGAAACGUUAUUUAACACAGAAGAGAUCACAAACUAAUUUAAGGAACAAAACAACUCUUUUCUUUUAAAAGAUGGGGAAUUGUAUAGUAAUGGAGAAGAAAGUUAUAAAGAUAAUGAGAAAUGAUGGAGAAGUAGUUGAAUACAAAGGACCCAUGAAGGUUCAUGACAUCCUCACCCAAUUCUCUGGUCACUACUCUCUCUUUGAUUCACUGUCAAACAAUUGCCAUCUUCAUCCGCAAGCCAAGCUUCUCUGUGGUCGUCUCUACUAUCUUAUGCCGAAGCAGACGACCACAAGCAAGCACAAGAAUGCCAAGAAGAAGAAAGUCAGGUUUGCAAAUCCAGAGGUAAAGAAAGAAGGAACAGAUAAAGGUGACAACACUAAGGAGAGUCCUAGUGUUGUGAGAGUGAAGAUGGUUGUGAGCAAGCAAGAGCUCGAGAAACUGCUUCAAGGAGGUUCAGUUCAUGAAGUGGUCUAUAGGAGUCUUGAUAAGCAGCAUGUGUGUCAUGAUGAUGAUGAUGCUACUGAUGAGUGUCUUAGAGGCUGGAGACCUUUGCUAGAUAGCAUUCCAGAAUCUGAUUAGCCUCUAGCAUGUCCAUAUCUUACAUAUAUAUAUAUAUGACACAUACAUAGAUAUAUACAUAGAUAACAUAGCUCAAAGCUUGUUCAAGAGAGGAAACAAAACAUGUAAUUCCCAGGUUCCAAUGGUGUGACAUAAAAGAAAGCUACUUUUCUUAGAAAGUUUGUAUUAAAAACCCAAAAAUGUGAGAUGUUAUGUUGAAUUUUCC